Pocillopora meandrina is the source of this 486-nucleotide messenger RNA. Lineage: Eukaryota; Metazoa; Cnidaria; Anthozoa; Scleractinia; Pocilloporidae. The record is from the annotation of a GenBank genome assembly.
GAUGGGUCUGUUUUUGAAAAGUUGAGGACGGCAAUCAAGAACUUUCCAUCAAUACAGCUCCACAGUGCCAUACCCAUAAGUAAAGAUGUCAGUUAAGUAAGUUGUAAGUUUGGAGAUGUCCCAAAAGGGUCUCUGCUUUCAUAUCAACAGAGAGUCAAACUGUCUAACAGGCCAAAAGUGCACAUAAACAUUUAGGCAGCUGAUCCUCCUUUAUCUAUCUUAUCUCGUUUAACUCAGGCAUAUUCCACUGUGCUGACCGUGUCACAGCAGAACUUCAGGGAUGGCUUACACCUGUCUCUUGAUCAGGCAAAUUUGUAUGAAAAAGAGACACGCAAUCAGGCAGACAACUUAAUGUCGCACAAGCUUAUAGCCCAAAUAUUGAUUGCAAGUAAUUUCAAGGAUUUCUUUUGCUGUAAGAAAGAUUUUGAGUCACUUGUGGAACACUUCAUGAAGAAAACAGUUCAAACAGCUGCAAUUAUAUAUGGA